AUGAAGGCUCUGCUUCUCCCUCCACCGUCCACCACCACCACCACUCGCUCCCUCCGCCACCGCAAUUUCUAUCAUCCAUCACUCUCCACCGCCUCUUCUAAGUACUCACCUCUCCGUUCAUCUGUCACCUCGCUCUCCUUAUCCGAAGAUGAUGUAAUUACACGAGAAGACGGCGUUUCAAUCUACUCCCGUCGCCGGUACGACUUUUCCCCUCUCCUCGAAUUUCUCUCCACUUACAGCUCCGAUGACGAUGACCCUGACUACUUCGACCCACCCACGUCACUCGACCCAACCGAGUUACAACUCGCCGAGUCAUAUCGAUCAGUACCAGCUUCACUAUGGCAUUACCUUCUCAAAUCCCUAGCAACUUCCCCUUCUUCAUCAGAUUCGAUCUCAACCACGUACGCUCUCGUUGAUUGGCUCCACAGGCACAAUCUCUGCUUCUCGUAUGAAUUGUUGUACUCGGUAUUAAUCCACGCGCUUGGAAGCUCCGAGAAGGUAUACGAAGCUUUUUUACUCUCUCAGAAACAAACCCUAACUCCCUUAACUUAUAACGUCCUCAUUGGAGCGUGUGCUCGUAACGAUGACUUGGAGAAAGCCGUUAUCCUGAUGAACAAGAUGCGCGGGGAGGGUUACCAAUCGGAUUUUGUGAAUUACAGUUUAAUCAUUCAAUCACUGGUUCGUAAUAACAAAAUUGAUUCGGGAUUGUUGGAGAAGUUAUAUGAUGAAAUAGUAUCAGAUGCUCUUGAGCUAGAUGUGCAAUUAUUGAAUGAUAUAGUUCUAGGGUUUACAAAAUCAGGUAAUGUUGACAGAGCUAUGCAUUUUCUGGGUGUGAUUCAAGGGAAUGGAUUGAGUCCCAAAACUUCGACUGUGGUUUCCAUUAUUUCGGAGCUGGGAAAUUUGGGGAGAGCUGAGGAGGCCGAAGCUGUUUUUGAAGAGAUCAAGGAAGGCGGAUUGAGACCUAGAACUAGAGCUUACAAUGCUGUGCUAAAGGGGUAUGUCAACAGUGGUUGUUUGAGAGAUGCAGAGUGGAUAGUGAAUGAAAUGGAACGAAACGAGGUUUUCCCUGAUGAGCAUACGUAUAGCCUUUUGAUCGAUGCGUAUGGGAAUGCGGGAAGGUGGGAGAGUGCGAGAAUUGUGUUGAAAGAGAUGGAAGCAAACAACGUGAAGCCGAAUUCGUAUGUUUUCAGUAGGAUUUUGGUGAGUUAUCGUGAUAGAGGUGAGUGGCAAAGAUUGUUUCAAGUUCUGAAGGAGAUGCAGAAGUGUGGGGUGAAACCAGACAGACAGUUCUACAAUGUUAUGAUCGAUACAUUUGGGAAGUAUAAUUGUCUUGAUCAUGCAUUGGCGACAUUGGAGAGGAUGAGAGACGAAGGGAUUGAACCUGAUACGGUUACUUGGAACACACUUAUAGAUUGUCAUUGUAAAUCUGGGCAUCAUAAUAAAGCAGAGGAACUGUUCGAUGAAAUGCAGCAGAAAGGGUGUUUGCCUUGUAUAGCCACAUAUAAUAUAAUGAUCAACUCAUUUGGGGAGCAGGAGAGGUGGGAAGGAGUGCGGAGCUUAUUGAGAAAGAUGAAAAGCCAAGGUUUGCAGCCAAAUGUUAUAACGUAUACUACGCUGGUUGACAUUUAUGGGCGAUCAGGGAGGUUCAUGGAUGCGAAUGAAUGCUUGGAGGAUAUGAAAUCUGCUGGUUUGAAGCCAUCAUCAACAAUCUAUAAUGCUUUGAUUAAUGCCUAUGCUCAAAGGGGUCUAUCUGAGGAGGCACUGAACGCGUUUAGGAUCAUGAGAAGUGAUGGUUUGAAGCCUAGUAAUUUAGCUCUUAAUGCAUUAAUAAACGCUUUUUGUGAGGAUAGAAGAGAUGUUGAAGCCUUUGCAGUUUUACGAUCAAUGAAGGAAAAUGACCUGAAACCAGAUGUCGUCACGUACACUACUCUUAUGAAAACUUUAAUUCGUGUGGAGAAGUUUGACGAGGUCCCAAGUGUUUAUGAAGAAAUGAUAUUGUCUGGGUGCACGCCCGACCGGAAAGCUAGAGCUAAGUUACGUUCCGCACUCAAGUAUAUGAGACAAAGACUGAAAUCAUAGUUCCAUAUGAUUUCACAAACCCUUUGGGCAGGUGCCAACAGCCUGGUUAACGGUGGUCCAUUUUUUCUCAAUUGGGUUUGGCAUAUCAUCUUCCAUCUCAACCGUGAGCAGAAUGCUGCAACAGUUUUCAUUUUUUGGAUCCUCUUUGCACAUCAAACGUACAUAAUCUAAAUGUACUGAACACCCUUUUCUUUUUCUCUCUUUACGGACGAGCUUACGCACCAAGUUUGUUUGCUUUUGUAGGUACUUGCACAUACCACAAUGUAUCCAUCACAAAAUGCAUAUUGUAACAAGUACUGAUUGAUAAACAACCAUUUGACAUUCUUUAUUUCAUUUUGAAAUAUUUACUACUAAUUGUUAAUAUAAUUAAAUGUUUUGAAUACCAUUUUGGUAAUCAAA
Molecule: messenger RNA, 2478 nt
Organism: Cynara cardunculus var. scolymus (artichoke)
Lineage: Eukaryota; Viridiplantae; Streptophyta; Magnoliopsida; Asterales; Asteraceae
Product: pentatricopeptide repeat-containing protein At5g42310, chloroplastic-like
Exons: 4
Coding region: 1-2079 (692 amino acids)
Molecular function (GO): protein binding
Source: RefSeq, a predicted model, not a curated record